GCAAUGUUUGUAUCACCAGGAAAUUACAAGAAACGUUAAUCCAGCAGUGACCGUUGAUGCCCUGCACUUGCUGAAGGGAACUCUAAAAAAACAACUUGAAGAGGAAUUAGAGGAACAGAAAACCAAAGCGAAAAAGAGAGACAACAACUUUCUUUGAGGACUAAACUCAUACAGGAAGUAAACCUAUUGGCGACCUGGAGAAGGGGAGUGAAGCAUGCAGAGGUACAAGGUUGGCACCGGGCUUCGCUACAGGCUGACUCUGGCCUCAGGGAUGUUGGAGUGUCUGUGCUUUGCUGGAGUUGUGUUUGGAUUCGCCUCUCUGGUGUUUGUGCUGAAGGAGGAUGGCUACUUCAGUCAGCUGUGUGUCACUGUCCCGGGUACCAAUAGCACAGACUGUAGUAGACAGGAUGAGCAGUUCUCUCUGGUCUUCACCGUUGCCUCGUUCCUCAACAACUUCCUGAGCCUAGUCAAUGGCUACCUGUUUGAUCGAUUUGGCACCAUGGUGACCAGGCUGCUGGGAAUAUCUUUGUACACGGUUGGAACCAUUCUUGUUGCCUUAUCCAGUGCAGCAUUUUCAGAGCUGCUUUUUCCUGCCCUCUCCUGCAUCGCCGUGGGAGGAAUUCUGCUCCUCCUAACUAACAUGCAGGUGGGCAACCUGUUUGCUGCUCAUCGCUCAACCAUCAUCACCCUCUACAAUGGUGCCUUUGACUCCUCUGCAGCUGUGUUUCUCAUCAUUAAGGUACUAUUUGAACAGGGAAUUUCUCUCCAUUCCUCCUUCCUUGUUUUGUCCUUCUGCAGCAUCAUACACUUGUUGAGGACCUUCCUGCUGAUGCCCAGAACCCACAUCCCCUACACCCUGCCACAAGGCUACACCUACGGAUUGAAUUGCGAAAAGGCCAACACUUACAACGUAGAGCAGUUUGAGGGGACGAGGGAAGGUGCGAUGACACUUUCCCAGGAGUCCUGUGGGAGGGACAACGUGCCACCAGCACCUGAGGACGGGACAGGGGCCCAAGACUCAGGAAAAGUGGCGAGUUUCCGGAGCUGUGUGCUGUCCUGGUUCUUCCUGUGGCACCUGGUGUGGUUGUCCAUUAUGCAGCUGAGGCAUUACCUCUUUAUUGGCACGCUCAACCCCAUGCUCAACCGGCUGGCCAACAAUGACCCCAACCUGGUGAGUCAGUACACCAAUGCUUUUGCCAUGACCCAGCUGUGUGGAGUUCUGUGUGCUCCAUGGAAUGGACUCAUCAUGGACAGACACAAAGGAAAACCUCUGGCUCCUGGAGAAACCGAGCAGGAGGCGGACCUGCGCUCCUCCUGUCUGUCUCUGUUCCUAACCUCCCUGCAGUGCCUGCUGUUCUCUGUGUGCGCCUCCGUUUCUUUCCUCCCACUGCAGUACCUCACUUUUAUUCUACAAGUCCUCAAUCGCUCCUUCCUCUACGGGGGAAAUGCAGCGUUCAUUAGCAUUGCUUUUCCAGCCUGCCACUUUGGGAAGCUGUACGGCCUGGUGAUGUCCAUGUCUGCUAUUGUCUCUCUGCUGCAGUACCCCUGCUUUGCCCUGGUCAAAGGAGCUCUGGGAGGAGACCCAUUUUAUGUGGACAUUGCUCUGACUAUACUCACUCUGCUGGUGUUCAUCCAUCCUGUCUACGUCUUCAUCCACUGCAGGAAAGUAGCCCGCCACAGAGACGGCAACGCCCACACUGAAGUCACUAAUGGCUCCAAAAUGGCUGAAGCGAAGUUAUAGUGAUGGUCAUUCAAGUGCUUUAGUCAACUUCUAGACUUAACUGUUCAGGGGUCAAAUGUUUUUUUUGUAAAACUUUUCUUUAACCUAAGUGCACUGAUGACAUUUCAAAUGUUUCAAUGCUUGUGAGGUCAGAUACAUGCUUUUUAAAAAUGUUUUCUAUUAUCCAAAAUGUGU
Messenger RNA from Micropterus dolomieu (smallmouth bass), 1915 nucleotides. RefSeq names its product solute carrier family 43 member 3a (gene slc43a3a). The transcript has 13 exons. Bases 215 to 1741 code for a protein of 508 amino acids. Gene Ontology annotation, molecular function: transmembrane transporter activity. The record is from RefSeq and is a predicted model, not a curated record. NCBI's taxonomy places the organism in Eukaryota, Metazoa, Chordata, Actinopteri, Centrarchiformes, Centrarchidae. Gene Ontology annotation, biological process: transmembrane transport.